Molecule: messenger RNA, 1620 nt
Organism: Sesamum indicum (sesame)
Lineage: Eukaryota; Viridiplantae; Streptophyta; Magnoliopsida; Lamiales; Pedaliaceae
Product: WAT1-related protein At5g40240
Cellular component (GO): membrane
Molecular function (GO): transmembrane transporter activity
Source: RefSeq, a predicted model, not a curated record
GCUCUCUCUCUAUAUAUAAUUAUUCAAACCCGAAAAAGAAGAGGAAAGAUGGCGGGAGGACAGUACUACUUCUACCGGGAGGUGCUUCCCUUCGUGGCGACGGUGAUGGCGGAGUGCACCACCGUGGGGGUGGCCAUUUUCUAUAAGGCCGCCGUUGUAAAGGGUUUGAGCUACCAUGUGUUUAUGGCCUAUUCUUAUGCUAUUUCCGCUCUUGUUACCCUCCCACUUGCCUACUUUUCCCACAGAAAAACAGCGCUUCCACCGCUUACUCUUGGUGUCUUUGGCAGAAUUUUCCUUCUAGGUGUUAUCGGGUUCGUGUCGCAGUCUUGUGGAUAUAAAGGGAUUGAGCUCAGCAAUCCAACCAUGUCUUCUGCAAUGAGCAAUCUCAACCCUGCUACUACCUUUUUCCUUGCCAUUCUCUUCAGGAUGGAGAAGCUAAAAUUGACAAGUGUAAGCAGCCAGGCUAAAAUCGUAGGAACAUUGGUGUCAAUAACAGGUGCAUUAGUGGUGGUGCUCUACCAGGGCCCUAUGGUGAUAACCACACACCGUCACCGUUCGCCGUUAUCUGAAUUUCUGUCGUCGAUCGUGCUUCGUGCAAUGUCUGAGCAGGCAAAUUGGAUAGUCGGCGGAGGCCUCCUUGCAGCUGCCAAUAUUCUGCUCUCAAUUUGGGAUAUUCUCCAGGCUAAGUUUGUGAAGGACUACCCUGCAGAAUUUAUAUGGGUGUUUUGGUACAAUCUGUCCUCUUUCAUUGUAUCUCUGCCCGUGGGGAUUAUGUCUGAGCCGAAAUUGAGUGCGUGGAUAGUGCCUGUUGAUGUAAAAUUAUCAGCAAUUGUGUACUCAGGAAUCAUGGGAACGGCAUUUAGCACCAUUGUUCAUAUAUGGGGGUUACACGUGAAAGGGCCAGUUUACGUAGCAAUGUUCAAGCCGUUGUCAAUUGCUAUUGCAGCCAUUUUGGGUGUCGUUUCCCUUGGUGAUAAUCUCUAUCUUGGGAGUGUGGUGGGAUCCUCGAUCAUAUCCGUCGGUUUCUACACGGUGAUGUGGGGGAAAAUCAAAGAAGAGAUAUCCGAUACUCCGGAAUAUUAUAGUGGAGAAGCAUCGAAUUCUAACGGGGAAGCCCCUCUCCUAAAACACUAUGUCGUUUGAGUCCACGAAAAUGCAGCUGUAUAGAGUGGCAUGCACAUUGUAAAUUAUGUAGUAGAUAUCAUAUGCAGAACUGGAUCGGGAAGUCGAUGAAAUAGGAUUAGAUCACAGGUGUUCCCAGUAAGCGCGCUGCUAUUCUUAGGUCUACGAUGUUUGAAUUUGUUGGCAAACAAAACAAAUUCAUAGCAAGAGUAGGUAUGUUUGGAUCAAUCAACUGGAUGGAGUUUGGGAGAAAGUAUGAAGAAAAUGUUUUCGUAACCAUUUGGAUUUCUGAUGGGGUUGAUUUGAUUAUGUUACACUUUUGUUGUAUGCUAGGUGAAACUUUCAGUACCAGAGCAGGGCGGGCGAACAAUAGUGCAAGUAGAUUAUGUAAUAAAAAGUAUAUUGAAUAGGUUACACACAGACAAUGAUAACUUUGAAUCAAGGAACGCCGGGGACAGGACUGAGCAUCGUAGUUCAAACAUGGGGUUUACACGUUAA